Molecule: messenger RNA, 561 nt
Organism: Colletotrichum godetiae
Lineage: Eukaryota; Fungi; Ascomycota; Sordariomycetes; Glomerellales; Glomerellaceae
Exons: 4
Coding region: 1-561 (186 amino acids)
Source: RefSeq, a predicted model, not a curated record
AUGCACUACGAGAAUUGGGAUGUACUGCUGUUUCCCGGCGGUGGAUCAGUGCCACUGAAGGAGUUCAGAACAGAUUGCUCUGUCAUCCCCGACUUUGAAUGCAAACCAGCACUUUGUUUGGGAUCUUUUAUCGGCCUGCCGGCUGUCCAUGGCUUCGUCCCCAGUCUUCACCGCAACAUGCCCCUCACGGUUUCCGUCUUUUCUUGGACAGUACCUCCAGUCAGCAACUCGAAUCAAGACGCCAAUCUCGUAGUUUUUGCAGCCCGAGUGUACAUCGAUGGGGAUCUCGUCGCUGAGGACGUGUGGAAUCAAAAUCAGCGAGCGCCUCUCACCAUCACUCAAAGUCUGAAACCGAACAAACAUGGUGACCGCGAUGUAAUCAGGUUCCCGGCGUUCAACGAGAGGUAUCUGCAAGAAAACGGCUGGAAUCCUGCCGCAUCUCUUGGCCGCAUCCAAAUUAUCAUCACGGAAGCGUACCAGCGCGACCCGACGACUUUGUCCCUGGACCCAAUCAAAAACAUCGCUGCGUUUUCUUUCUGUCACGCUCCACUAGGUCGGUAG